This is a messenger RNA of Girardinichthys multiradiatus, 3437 nucleotides long. RefSeq lists its product as uncharacterized. The record is from RefSeq and is a predicted model, not a curated record. The transcript has 9 exons. Gene Ontology annotation, molecular function: nucleic acid binding. Lineage: Eukaryota; Metazoa; Chordata; Actinopteri; Cyprinodontiformes; Goodeidae. The coding region runs from base 1389 to 2765 and encodes 458 amino acids.
ACUGCGGUAUCUGGUACCACAUGUUGGCAACAAGUUCUUUAACUUGUUUGUCCAGGAAAAUGAAGCUCGAUUGGGUUGGCCAACACGUAAAACCAUUCCUGAAGCAGUUCUACCGCCUGGUUGUGAUCCUGCUGAAAGGAACCACCGCCAUCAGGGAACACGGUUUCCUUGAAACGAUCUUCAAUGAUCAAUGAUGAAAUGUUCUGCAACAAUGAUCACGUAGGCAGUAUGUGUCAAAGUAACAUCCACGUGGGUGGUAGGAUCCAAUGUUUCCCAGCUAAACAUUUCCCAAACCAUCACACUACCUGUUAACUCAGCUAUCAGUUUUACUCCAGAAAGAGCACAGAUCACGUUGGCAGGGGAGCUGGCCAGUAAGUCGUUCAGAACUACUGGGAGCAGUGGGUUUACUUGGAUUAAAGGUGGUCUAGGGUUUACUGGGCUAGCAACACACCAACUGUUCUUCUUGAGGAGACUUCCAUCAUUUAAAAUCUGACAGAACCUCCUUUGGAUGUUUGACUAAUCUGCGGUUCUAGUAUAAUUUGUACUGAGAUGGCGCCACAUUAAAGAAGGGGGUCAAGUAGAAGAUGUGGGAGGCAGCUUUAAAGACCUCAGGGUCUGAUCUGUAAAAGGUUUGCAUGUACAAAAACACUUGUGCACAAACCUGACCUACAAAAACCUGCUGCAAGGUGGGUUGUAGGUGUCAAAUAAUCUGGGCAGCAGGAACAAACUUAUAGCAAGUUCAAGAAUAUACAAAACAUGUUUUUGAAAGGAGGAUAUGCAAAUGUAAUCCCUGACCACCCUGGAACCAAUUUAUCACUGAAACGGAUUGUGGGGUCUAUAUAAAGCACUGGCAGGUGAUAACUGGCACGCAAAAUGUUCAGCCAUGUCCCAACUACACAUGGAUACUGAAUGAAACUGGCUUACGGUACCACUAAAAACCCACUCUAACAUCCCACAUUAAUUAUCAAUUAAGCAAUGAACAGCAACAUCACAUCAUACUUACAUUCAUAACAAAUAUUCGACUGAAAGCAUAACUUAAAUGUUGAAUGUCUGGUUUGGAGCGCAUGUUGAGGCUGAACCAAACAACUUUCAGGCAAAUCCACUAUAAUUACAUGGUGAGAAGGCACAAGGACUCUGAGUCACACUAAACAGACAGACUCGCUAAACUACGAGCGAGUCCAACUACAAAACAAACAGGUGUAUCAUGGGUAAUGUAGUGUAGGACACUGACUUCACUCGGCACAUAACAAAGGAGGUAAAAAUCCACAAUCCGUCCCCAGCUAGGAGAACCAGAACCACUAUCCAUGUCCCUUCUGUUCCCAUGAGGCGCAUAAACCAGCUGGAUAUCCAGAUAUAACAUCUUGCCAGUUCAACACCAUCAGAGAGAAAUGUCAGAGAAGUCAACUACAGGAUGGAAAAGGGCCCUGACAAAGAUCCUGGAGGACCUUAGUGAAGAGCAGUACCAAAAGAUGCUGGAAUUUCUGGAUGAAAUCCCUAAAAGUGUGAAGAGAUGCAGCUUAAGAGAACACAUGACUCAAUCCAUAAUCGAGCACUAUGGAGAGGAUGGGUCCAUCUCUGAAAUAAGUAAAAUCAUGGAAGAGAUACCGAGGAGAGAUCAUGCCAUUCAGGACCUGCUGCAUCCGUUUGUGGAGAAACUGGAAGAAGACAAAAAAGGGGAGAAGAAGAAAAGAAACGGAGCCUGCUCAAAGCCAGAGAAGAAGAGACGGAGAUCUUCAGCUGGGUUUCAGAAGAACAAUGUUGUGAACGAUUCUGAUUCUUCAGAUGAUGAAAGUCAGAAUGACGAUCCAGAACAUCUUCAGUCUGAUAAGAAGAUAGAGAUACCAUCAUGGAGAACCAGCAUCAAGAAUCUGAAAAAUUCUGGAGACACUGACAAAAAACCUAUAAUUGCAAAGGUUGUUCAGAAAUCUGGUCUGCGUACGUAUGAAACCAAAACCAAGGAAAAGAAGUUCUUCUUCUACCUGGGAGUGGCUGAUGAGACCGACUGCAUCAAAGUGAUGGUGUAUGGAAAAGAGCGAUUUAAGAGUCUUGAAGAGGGGCGCACUUACCUUUUCAGAAAAGUCCUAAUGGACAAAGAGGUCAUGAAGGUCACCAAGAAAACCAUAUUCUCAAAGACCAGGGAGACUGAAGUGUCCAAGGAUCUGGAGCUGCAGACCCAGAUGCUGGUUUACAACCAGAGUCCAGUUUGCUCCAUCAUGAAGAUCCAAUCCUUUGAUGAGAUGACAUCAGUAGUGAGUGUUGAAGGAACCGUGACUGAGAUCUCCGUAGAACAAGUCAAACUGAAGAGAAAACGGACCAAAGAAAAGAUGAUCAGGUUCCAACUUAAAGAUAAAACUGGUUCAAUCUGGAUCACACUCUGGCGCAAAGACAUGGAGCAGCUGAGAGAAACGUCCGUCGGAGACUUCGUCAAGGUGAUCAACGUAAAGACGAGCCGGUACCAUGAGACAGUGUACCUGAACUCCACUGACUUCACCAGAAUCUGCAAGGUCCAAAGUGCUCCUGUCCAGAAUGUCACCAUUGAGAUUGUGGGGAUCAUAAAAUCUGGAAGGAUGGAGUCUGAGCUGGAGGUGCUGAUCAACAACCAGGUGAACACCUUCAUCAUAGCCUCUCCUCUCCUGGCUGAGGUUCUUGGUGUCAGGCUGGCAGACGACCUUGAGGACAGACUCCUGGAGAAGAUCCCGUUUUUAGUCCAAGCAGAGAUACAAGGAAACAAAAUCACGGAUCUUAAAGCUGCAGAAGAAAUGUAAACUGACCAGAACCGGGCCUUUAGACCUGAUUGUCACAAACCCGUUUUUCAAUGUCUGGAUAGAAUCAUGCAGCAUAAUUUAUCUGAUUUGUUCUUCUUGUUGACUUAAAUCAUCCUGAAUUUUAUGGUUUUAAUGUUUCUGUUUGUUUUAUUGUGGAAAAUUCUUUUAGUGCUGAACUUCUCUUUACCUUUGACCUCUGACCUCUGUGUUUUGGUUACUUAAGAGCAGAUGAGCUCUAAAUUCAUUAUCAGGAGUUUUAUGGUUAAACACUCCCUGAAGUGUUGUAUCUAAAGGGAUGGUAGAUCGGUGCUCUCAUAAAUAACUUAACCUCUGACCCGGGGAGGGUUCUAGGGGUUAUAUUUCCAAACUCUUUUUAAGUUGAGGUAAUAACCACUUACUGCGGUAAAUACUGAUCGUUGAUCUGCUUCACUAAACUAAACUCAGUGACGGAGUCUUCAAACGUUGAAAUGCCUUUGAAUAAAUUUAUAAAGACAAAGUCCGAUCUUUCUCUUGUUAAUGAGUUCAUUUCUCUCCACUUUGAUAAGAAAAUCCACAACAAUUUCUAUCAACUUUAAAGUCUCAACGGUUUGAGAGGACAUUUUUGGUUCUUUGAGAAUCUGAUGUUCUGAAACGGUUCUGUUGUAAUAAAGGACCUGAAACACUAAAACCUCA